CACACACACACACAGAGCAGCGUACAGUCAGAGGGUUCCUUCAGUUUCUUCAGUUUAUCUCAGGAGCUACAGGUAUUUCCCAGAAUGCACAUCUUCCUCCUCUUCGUCCUCCUCGUUGCUCCGGUAACAGCGGUUCCCGGUUGUCACGGCGGCAGAGAUAAGGCCCACCGGAGACAGGAAAACUGCACCGCGGCGGGAUUCACCGAAGUACCGACGGGACUCGAACCCGCGACCAAGGUUUUGAUGUUUCCCCAGAACCUAUUCUCCAGCCUCUCCUGGUCCUCCUUCCAGAUCUUCACGGAGAUCUACGAGAUCGACCUCACUGGAAACAAGGUUCCAGAGUUGACCCCCAGCUCCGCUCCGAUCCUCCCCAGCCUCAGAGUCCUCCGGCUGGGGUCGAACCGCCUGACCUCCCUCCCUGAUGGAUCCUUCUCCGCCUGUCCGGCGCUGACUGAACUCUACCUGGAGGGCAACGCCCUGGUUUCUCUGAGUGACAACACCUUCUCCGGACUCAGCAAGCUGGAGAUCCUGGACUUAUCGUCCAAUCGUAUCCAGGUUCUUCCUCAGCUCAUGCUACAACCCCUCGCUGUGAUCGAGACCCUGUACAUCCAGAACAACAAGGUCCUGACGAUGCCUGACGGUUGGUUCAGUCCAAAGGAGGACGUGCCGUACCUUUUCCUCUCGGCCAAUCCCUGGGCCUGCUCCUGUUCCCUCGGUUACCUGCGCAGAUACAUUGAUGAAUAUGAUUACAAUGUGUACGUACGGAAUGGACCGAUCCUCAAGACCGACCCUUGGAGCGUGGUGUGCGACUCUCCUCUGAGGCAUAAGGCAACAGCUGUAUUGAAUCUUGAAGAAUCUGAGCUAUGUCCACCAGAGCCAGAGCAUCCGAUACGUGGAGACGGAAACAAGCCAAUGGAAACUGUGGCUCCCACCGUCCCAGUUCUUACUAAUACUCACAUUCAUACCACUACUACUGCUGUUUCUAUGACUACUGCUUUUGCCCUCCUCGUUGCUCCGGUAAAAGCGGUUCCCGGUUGUCACGGCGGCAGAGAUAAGGACCACCGGAGACAGGAAAACUGCACCGUGGCGGGAUUCACCGGAGUACCGACGGGACUCGAACCCGCGACCAAGGUUCUGUUGUUUCCCCAGAACCUAUUCUCCAGACUCUCCUGGUCCUCCUUCCAGAUCUUCACGGAGAUCUACGAGAUCGACCUCACUGGAAACAAGGUUCCAGAGUUGACCCCCAGCUCCGCUCCGAUCCUCCCCAGCCUCAGUGUCCUCCGGCUGGGGUCGAACCGCCUGACCUCCCUCCCUGAUGGAUCCUUCUCCGCCUGUCCGGCGCUGACUGAACUCUACCUGGAGGGCAACGCCCUGGUUUCUCUGAGUGACAACACCUUCUCCGGACUCAGCAAGCUGGAGAUCCUGGACUUAUCGUCCAAUCGUAUCCAGGUUCUUCCUCAGCUCAUGCUACAACCCCUCGCUGUGAUUGAGACCCUGUACAUCGAGAACAACAAGGUCCUGACGAUGCCUGACGGUUGGUUCAGCCCGAAGGAGGACGUGCCGUACCUUUUCCUCUCGGCCAAUCCCUGGGCCUGCUCCUGUUCCCUCGGUUACUUGCGCAGAUACCUUGAUGAAUAUGAAUUCAACGUGUACGUGCGGAAUGGACCGAUCGUCACGACCGACGCUUCGAGCGUGGUGUGCGACUCUCCUCUGAGGCAUAAGGCAACAGCUGUAUUGAAUCUUGAAGAAUCUGAGCUGUGUCCACCAGAGCCAGAGCAUCCGAUACGUGGAGACGGAAACAAGCCAAUGGAAACUGUUUUCAAGGCAACAACCACCACCCCCAAGGCAACAACUACCACCCCCAAGGCAACAACCACCACUACCAAGGGCAACAACCACCACCCCCGAGGAGCCUAGGAGCAGCUGGAGGGAGUGGCUUACUCGUUGCUUACCCAGCAUGCCCUGGAGUGUGGCCCCGCCUCCUGAGGGAGAGGCUGCUCAGUGAUUGGUCAGCUGGAUGAACGUCAUGACAUCAUUAUUAUUUUCUGUUGUUACAUUUGAAAUGACUAAAAUCCAAAUGUAGACAUCAUUGGAUAAGAGUUAUGACGUCACUUCCUGUCUAUCUUCUGUUUUUCAUUCUAUUAGAAAGUAUAGCGGGAUAUUAAUCUUUUUAAAACUAUAAAAAUUAAAACCACCUUUAUUAUCAUUCUAACCCUAACCCUAACCCUCAACACGCUUUUAAUGACACAUUCCCAAAGGCCUCCCAUAAUCACUACUAACAAAAUAAAUGAAUAUUAACUGUGUGUUUAAUUUACAUUAAUCAAUAAAAACUGUUUACUCACCUUUAAGUCAUCAGAGAGUCAUUUAAUAAACGAUAAAAAAUG
Trematomus bernacchii (emerald rockcod) is the source of this 2384-nucleotide messenger RNA. Its product is annotated as slit homolog 1 protein-like. Bases 85 to 1917 code for a protein of 610 amino acids. Lineage: Eukaryota; Metazoa; Chordata; Actinopteri; Perciformes; Nototheniidae. The transcript has 12 exons. Gene Ontology annotation, molecular function: protein binding. The record is from RefSeq and is a predicted model, not a curated record.